AAAAAUUUAAAAUUACUUGUUGGUGGUGGAGCAAAGCAAACUAAUGAUGUCAUAAGAAAUGCAUUUGCAUUAUUAAUCAAUGAAGAUGAAUCAAUAUGCGAAAUAUUAAACUUUUUGGACGUUGAAUAUCAACAUUUAGCUAAUCAGUUAUUAAAUAAUACAAAAAUAAUCAAUUCAAUAACAUUUCUUCAAAGUGAUAAAGAAGUAAAAGAAGCAUAUGGUGAGUUAAUUAUUAGAAUAAUCUUAAUCUUUUUUAUUAAAUAUAAAAAUAUGAUUUAUCUCUCAUAAAUUGUUAAUUAAAUACGCAGCAUUUUUAUAUUUUCUUUUUAAAUAUAAUGAUUUUAUAUAUAUUUGUUAUUUUUAUUUUUUAAAGGAAAAAAGAGAGAAAUCUAUACGAAGAUGCAUAGAAUUGUCUUUUAUGUCACUAUGUGUGACUAACAUAUGAAUUAAUAAUAAUAAUAACAACAAUAUAAUAUUCAUAAUUACUUUUUAUGAAGUAAUAAUAAAAUUUAAUUAAUAUUAUAAAGCUUUCGGACCAUUCCGGUCCAUCAUCAGUAUAUAAGAGUGGAUACAUAUCAAUAGUUAACUCAUAUAAUAUGUAUAUAUAUCUGUCUAUUGCCUGUACACGCUGCAAGAUUAUAAUAUAUAUAAUUUAUGAUAGAAUUCAAAGUCCUGUAUUAUAAUUAUUAUUAUGAUUUAUCUCAAUAGAUAAUCCAAAUUUAGUUAACACCAUAUUACCAGCUGCACUUUGGGUAUCACAUAACUGCGUAAAUCAAGAAUGUUACUUAGGAGUCAGAUGGAAAACGGAAAGAAAUCAAAUUGAUUUAGCAAUAAUGAAAAUCAAUAUGUUACAAUUACAAAAUCGAAAUCAGUUUCGAUGGAAAUAUCAAUCUAACCAAAUAGAAAAAUUUGAAAAAAACAUCUUUUUGGUCAACC
Rotaria sp. Silwood2 is the source of this 936-nucleotide messenger RNA. The record is from the annotation of a GenBank genome assembly. NCBI's taxonomy places the organism in Eukaryota, Metazoa, Rotifera, Eurotatoria, Philodinida, Philodinidae.